CGCGGGGCCUGCCGGGAGCCACGUCUUUGCUGGCGGAGGACCUACUUGGCGCGGCGAUUGGCGUCCGGGCCGCGCGGUUCGGGGGCUGCCGGGAAGAUGGAGGACUCGGUGGCCCCCUGAUGAGGAGGCCGCGGGGGGAGCCCGGCUCCCGGGCCCCGAGACCGACCGAGGGAGCGACCUGCGCGGGGCCUGGGGAGUCAUGCGAGAAGGCUUGGGCAGGGAGACCGAAGCCACUUGUCCAAGGUCACGCAGCUGGGUCUCCAGCACCCAACUCCAUGCUUCGAGUCCUGCUCUCUGCCCAGGCCUCCAGUGCUCGUCUGUCUGGCUUGCUGCUGCUCCCACCAGUACAGCCCUGCUGUCUGGGACCCAACAAAUGGGGAGACCACCGGCCUCCUGGAGGAGGCCCCCAUGCAGGCCCUGUGCAGGGAUUGCAGCGGCUUCUGGAACAGGCGAGGAGCCCUGGGGAGCUGCUACGCUGGCUGGGGCAGAACCCCACCAAAGUGCGUGCCCACCACUACCCUGUGGCACUUCGUCGUCUGAGCCAGCUCUUGGGGUCUCUGCCGCAGCCCCCUCCUGUGGAGCAGGCCACACUGCAGGACUUCAGUCAGCUCAUCAUCCGAAACUGCCCCUCCUUUGACAUUCACACCAUCCACGUGUGUCUGCACCUUGCAGCCUUAUUGGGCUUCCCAUCAGAUGGGCCCCUGAUGUGCACCCUGGAGCAGGAGCGAAGGUUCCGCCUCCCUCCGAAGCCACCGCCCCCUCUGCCGCCUAUCCUUCGAGGUGGGCAAAGGUUGGAAGCCGCUCUAAGCUGUCCCCAUUUCCAGCGGCGUCCUCAGCAGCACCUCAUCCGCAGCCUGGCAGAGGCCAGGCCUGAGGAACUGACUCCCCACGUGAUGGUGCUCCUAGCGCAGCACUUGGCCCGCCACCGGUUGAGGGAGCCCCAGCUUCUGGAAGCCAUUGCCCACUUCCUGGUGGUUCAGGAAGCCCAGCUCAAUAGCAAGGUGGUACAGAAGUUGGUCCUACCCUUUGGGCGGCUGAACUACGUGCCUCUGGAGCAGCAGUUUAUGCCCUGCCUUGAGAGGAUCCUGGCUCGGGAAGCAGGGGUGGCCCCCCUGGCAACUGUCAACAUUUUGAUGUCACUGUGUCAGCUGCGGUGCCUGCCCUUCCGAGCCCUGCACUUUGUCUUUUCCCCUGGUUUCAUCAACCAUGUCAGUGGCACCCCUCAUGCCCUGAUCGUGCGGCGCUACCUCUCCCUGCUAGACACGGCGGUGGAGCUGGAGCUCCCAGGAUAUCGGGGUGCCCGCCUUCCCCGAAGGCAGCAAGUGCCCAUCUUCCCCCAGCCACUCAUCACUGACCGCGCCCGCUGCAAGUACAGUCACAAGGACAUAGUAGCAGAGGGGCUGCGCCAGCUGCUGGGGGAGGAGAAAUACCGGCAGGACCUGACCGUGCCUCCAGGCUACAGCACAGACUUCCUGCUGUGUGUCAGCAGCUGCGGCUCGGUGCUGCCCGUGAGAGCCCAAGACCCCUUCCUGCCGUACCCUCCCAGGUCCUGUCCCCGUGCCACCGGGGACCCUGCCCAAAGGGUGGUGCUGAUGCUGCGGGAGCGCUGGCACUUCUGUCGGGACGGCCGAGUGCUGCUGGGCUCCCGAGCCCUGCGGGAGCGGCACCUGGGCCUGAUGGGCUAUCAGCUUCUGCCGCUACCCUUUGAAGAACUGGAGUCCCAGAGAGGCCUGCCCCAGCUCAAGAGCUACCUGAGGCAGAAGCUCCAGGCCCUGGGCCUCCACUGGGGACCUGAAGGGGGGUGAAGGGUGCACACGGGCUCAGGAUGGCCCCCUCGUGGAGGUGGACAAUUUGCACUUUGCUUCCCUCUGACUUGUCAUUAAAGUCCCUUUCCUUCCCCA
Messenger RNA from Budorcas taxicolor (takin), 1901 nucleotides. It is a transcript of the gene FASTK, whose product is annotated as Fas activated serine/threonine kinase. Gene Ontology annotation, cellular component: ribonucleoprotein granule; mitochondrial matrix. Gene Ontology annotation, biological process: regulation of mitochondrial mRNA stability; mitochondrial RNA processing. The record is from RefSeq and is a predicted model, not a curated record. Bases 120 to 1805 code for a protein of 561 amino acids. Gene Ontology annotation, molecular function: RNA binding. The transcript is spliced from 11 exons. Lineage: Eukaryota; Metazoa; Chordata; Mammalia; Artiodactyla; Bovidae.